AUGAUCGAAUCCACUUCCAAAUCAGAGCGAAUAUCUCGACCUCUCAUACUAAAUCGCGAAAUUAUCAAUAUUGAAUCACAUCAAUUAGUUUUGUUAAGUAAUAAUAUAUCGAAUAUUCCAUCUAUAGAAGAUUUACGUCGUAAUAUUGAUUAUACAAAACUAUUUUCAACUGUUGAAAAAUGUCUUCAAUAUAUUAAUCAGACAAAAAAUACUGUAACAUUUAUGAUUUGUUCUCGACAAUUUCUGCCAGAUUUAACUUCAAAAUUUCAAAAUUAUAAAUCUAUUUCAAAGAUUUAUGUUUUCGAUUUUUCAAAUGAUAGUACAAAUUCUGAGAAGAUAUUGCCAUCAUCCGAUUCUAGAAUAAAAGAAACCGUAUAUACAGAACAAAGUGUAUUAAUUAAUGAUCUUUCUCAUGACGUUCAACAAUAUUUACAUUUCGAAAAGCAAAGUGAUAAGUUAGCUGAAUUACAACAGACAAGUACAACCUAUUUUUCAUCAUCUUGGAUUACUUUAGUUGAUUUAUGGUGUCAUCUUCAAUAUCCCAUGAGAUGCCUAAUUCGACUUAUAUUAUAA
Adineta ricciae is the source of this 573-nucleotide messenger RNA. NCBI's taxonomy places the organism in Eukaryota, Metazoa, Rotifera, Eurotatoria, Adinetida, Adinetidae. The record is from the annotation of a GenBank genome assembly.